AUGGUAGUCACUACUAGAAAGACCGAGGGGUCUACUGAGUACAACCAGUCCAAGGAGUUUACUGAGUACAACCAGACCGAGGGGACUACUGAGUACAACCAGACCAAGGGGUCUACUGAGUACAACCAGUCCAAGGAGUUUACUGAGUACAACCAGUCCGAGGGGUUCACGGUGUACAAAGAGAUCUUUGAUCCAACCCGUCCACCAAGUAUAAAAGAGGUUGCUGAGUAUGCAGUAAGACUGGGUAUAGACCCUGAACUUGAACCUGAACUACUUUAUCUAGCUGAACAAGGUCUAUUAGCUCAACUACCUCCACACUGGAAACCAUGAAAAAGACGUUCCACAGUCUACAAAAGAAAAGGAUGAAACGGCAGUGCUAGAAGCACAAAUUGAUUAUUCACAAGGAGGACGUGUUGUCUCAUCAAAGAAUGAUUCAGAAGGAGGGCUAGGUCACCUCCAUGAAGACUUUGAUAAUUUAAGUGGAGAGAAGGAAGGAGAAAUGGAACUAAGACCGGCAAAACUUACGCCUUUGGGCCCAAUUGGUGGCCUGAAGCCUGCCUUACCACCUUUGAAAAAGCUGUCUCCCCUUGGAAUACCUGGAACUGGUCCACAAAGUAACGGAAAUCCAUUGCAGAAAUCAGUAUUAGGAUCAUUGGACAAAUCGAAACAAAAUGAAGUUCCUUUACCACAGAAAAACAAAAUGUCGGCUCUUAAAAACAAGAUGGUGGAUCAAGGAGAGAAAAUGGCGGGAAAUUUUCCGAAGUCCAAAACUUUAAGCUUGAAAGCAAAUACUGACUUCAGAAAAAAGCCAAGUGAAUCGAGUGAGGAAAAUUCUUCCGAAUCAGACAACUUAUUGAACCAAAUAAAAUCAAAAUAUAGUGAGCCUGAGGACAACUUGAGACAGGGUGUCAGAGGAAUUCUAAAAUCAAAACUUUCAGAUUCAGAAUCCCAAGAAAACAGGUGUAAACGGUCUGAGGCAGCUGUGAGGGAUGAUAAAAGAAUCAUGUUCAAUCUUGAUGCUAAUAUUGAGUUUGCUUCAGAGACUGACGAAUCUGAUACUUCCUCCAAUAUAGUUUCUUCACACCAGAGACGGGAACAGUUUUGUAAAAGUAAACAACUUUCAAAACCAUCUCUAGAGAAGGUAGGGAUGGAUAUAAAACCAUCUUUAGAGAAGGUAGAGACGGAUAAGAAACCAUCUCUAGAGACGGUAGGGACGGAUAUAAAACCUUCUCCUGAUAAAACCAUGAAGGUGAAGAAUGAAGAUAAGUUUCCCAAACCUUUAAUCCGGAAGUUGAGUUCGUCUGUGAGUGAUGAGGAUACUCCUGUCACCGGAUUCAUGAAUAAAAGUGGGUUGGAUGUCUGCAAUUUAAUUCCAUCUGGUGAUAUUGAUCAUGAUCGAUCACAGGAAAUUGAUCCUGAUCAAUCUGAAGAUGAGUUUUCUGAUCAAUACAAAUAUUCAAAAGACAGAGACAAUUCAGAAGAAUCAGAAAGCGACGAUUUGGGAGAAAAAUUACGAAGCUUUUUAAAUACUGAUGAUCGCUUGGAGCCGAGCAAAAAUGAAAGAGGAAUGGGAAGGGGCUAUGGUGGAUUAAUGAAGAAACAAGAAGCUUUGAAAACUCCAGAAUUGGAAAUUACUCAAAAAUCUCAAAUGUAUGAAGACAAUGACAGUGAAAGUUUUGAGAAUGAGCAGAUCGUGGAAAAGGAGGAUAAAGAUGAUAGUAUUGAUAUUCAGACUUGCAUGCUACAGCGGACAAAAUCAAACAAGAAAUCUCUUCUUAGAAACUUGGUUCAAAGAAGGAGUUUAGAUGAAGGGAAAAAAGAAAAAGAAAUUGACGAUGGAGAAAAAGGAAAAGUCGAAGAAGAGUUUAGUGAAACUAAUAUUGCUCUACAAGGAAUCAAGUUGGCUUCAUCCACGCUGUCUGUACUCAAAGCAAAAAAAGAGGAAUUACUACACCGAGAAGAAUCAGAGAAAAGCAGAAACCGGUUUAAUAUUUCCGGAUCCGGAAAUAUUUCGGAUAAGGUUAUUCAGCCUUCCGAUUCGGAGCGGAAAUCCUGUAAUCUUGACGAAGAAAAAGUGAAGGAGAUAAUGAAAAAUGAAAUUAAUUUGUUAAAAGAGGAAUUGAAAGAAGAUGAGAGUAAGAAUAGAGAAGAACUUAACAGAGGAAUAGAAUCCAAAUUCCUGCUGCUUGAAACCCGAAUAUCCGAAAUAAAACCUAAACCUGGAGAAACCAGUGUUCCAGGAUACCCGGAGCAAAGUUGGCGGGAUGCUCUGGACCUGGAGAUUAAAUCUCUCAGAUCAAAUAUCAAUCAGGAUUUGGAAACGGCUCUCACAUCCUUUAAGGAAGGAGUCAAGAAAGAUUUAGAGGAGACGGUGAGUAUUAAAACUCACCGAGAUCUUGAGAAACUGAAUGAAGAGAUUGAACGGAGGGAAGUGGAGAGAGCAGAACUGAGAAGAAAAGAAGAAUUAACUAGCAGGGAGGAGGAGGGGAGGAGAAGGGAAGACGAAGAGGAGAAAAGAAGAAACGAUCUAAAGGAUUUAUUUGAGAAAGAAAGAGAAGAAGGCAAGACAAUUAUGAGAAAUCUGGAGGAAAAAGUAAAAACAGAUUUGAAAAACGAAAUUGAAGAACUAAGGAACCAAAUACUGGAGGAAAUACGAGAAUUACAUUUGACGAACAAGGUUGAAUCUCCGAGCGUGGAAGAGGACAAAUCUGCUGAGACGGCUGAGGAAAAGGACGAAUCUCCGAGGACGGGUGAGGAUACGAAGACGAUGUUUGAGCGGAAACUGGAGCUGGAGAUAUCAACGGUGAAGGACCGGAUGAAGAAUGAGUUCGCGAGGGAAGUCGAGGGACUUGAGGAGGAAAUUAGAGAACUGCGGCUUAAGCUGGACUUAAAAGAUGAAGCAGAAACUUCAAGAGAACAUCCAGGUUCUAGCUCAAGUUCGGAAUACGAGUUGGAUUUGAUCCCCAACAGAAGAACAUCAGCCAAACAAAGACCUGCUGUGUCAGCUCGAGUACUUGAGAGUGAUGUAGACAGUGUUUAUGAGUCAUCAUUUGCUGAAUUCAACAAGUCCUUGGCUGUUCUUGUUCAUCGCCUGAACACUUUAGAGCGAAGUGUUGCGCCUUUCACCGGAACCAGCCCACCUAGUGCGGCAUUUAGAAAAAACAGCGCGGCAUUCUGCAGAACUAACACGUGGUUUAAUCCGUCAGCUGUUCACUCAUCUGAAAGAAAUGGAGUCCGUCUCUCUCGAGGGGAAAGAAACGGGACUAUUUUAAACACAUUGUACACAUCUGAUCCUAAUCUAGUUGUACGUGGAACCAUAAACCGGUUUUCAGAUUCUACAAAACUCCCCCCUGGACUAAAUACCAGCUCUAUAGACGAGCAGAUUAACCAAACCAAACAGUGGCUCAAACAAAGAACUUUAAAUCUAAAAUAAUUUUCCUGGAAAAAAUAUUAUGAAUACUGUGAAAGAAGAUCCAUACAAAGACGAAGUACCUGAUAAUGAUAAAGUAUUCAAUUUGUUAUUAUUUAAAAAAAAAAAGAAAAAAAAGCUCUCCCAGCUCUAUGCAAGAGGCCCGGUGGUGUCAGUAAACCUAAACAUAUCAAAUUUACAUAUCUUCAAAGAGCUAAAUUAAAAAGUGUGGAACAAAUCACGAGGUUGAUAGCUUCCAAGAUUUAAAACUUGCCGCGGAACUGUUUUUUACAAAAAGUUCUUGUUCUGCAAUGAUUUAAAAUAAAACAAAUUUGUGCCAACUUUUUCUAUGAUCUUUAUAAUUCUUCCCAAUCCCUUCUGAAUACUUCCAAACACCGAUUUUUACUUUUUAUACAGUUGCUGCAAUAUCAAAGUAAAAAAAUAUCGAAAUUUUCACAUUCUUUUGCAGAACAGAGUAGAUAUUUCGUGAAAAUAGCGUAAAUUUUCGUAUUUUUUUUGGGAGCGAACGAGAUGCGAAAAAUUUGUUUUCGCUAAACGAUGUCCCCUUUUUGCUGGAGCAUCAACUUACACCCUAAUGGGUAUCUUCGCGUUUAUCUUUCUCGAAUAAUAUAGCUCUUUGCUGAUCUAGCUAUUUGCAGGCCUCUCGUACAUUGUUUUGUUAUCAUUGGUAGAAUCUUCCCACAACCUACAUGUUUGCAACCUUAUAGUGUACACAUUACAUGUUACAAACUUAGAUCAUUUGAUUCAACAGAAUUUACAGUUAUAAAUAUUUAACGUCUACGACAUAGGGUUGAAAAGGAACAGGGAUUAGAAAAUCAGAGUUUGUGGCAAAGACUCAAUUUCUAGAUUACAUUAUUACAAGUUGACUGGCCAUAAACCUUUCCUGGGGUCAAAUUGUAAAUAGCUGCUAUUAUAAAGUUAUAAAGGGGGGUGGUUG
Messenger RNA from Eurytemora carolleeae, 4367 nucleotides. RefSeq names its product centrosomal protein of 164 kDa. The record is from RefSeq and is a predicted model, not a curated record. Gene Ontology annotation, molecular function: protein binding. Lineage: Eukaryota; Metazoa; Arthropoda; Copepoda; Calanoida; Temoridae.